AUGUGGGGUUUGCAAGGUGAUAUACAUCGGCUGUCCGAAUGGGCGAAGGAGGCGGCGCUUCCCAUCAACAUCGCCAUGAGUAGUAAUACUAUCAAUCUGGUUGUCAUUGGCGACGGUGCUGUGGGUAAAACAUGUUUAAUUGAAUCUUACAUCAACAAUCCUUUUCCAACAAUGUACGUACCAACUGUUUUUGAGAAGUACACGGGGUCCUUAACCGUCAACGGACAAAAUCUGAGCCUGAAAAUAUGGGAUACAGCUGGCCAAAGCGAUCAUGAGCAUAUUCGUGGAUUAACAUAUUCUGGGGUCGAUGCUGUCAUACUGUGCUAUUCGGUAGUGCAUGAGACAUCUUACGAGAACAUUCGGUGCAAGUGGAGCGAAGAAUUGCUCAAACAUCUUCCCGGAAUUCCUGUUGUGCUCGUUGGAACUAAAAUAGAUCUCAGAGAAAGAAUUAUUCCUGGAUUUACCCGAGCAAUAACGUACGACCAAGGUUCUCGUCUUGCCAAACGGAUCGAUGCAACCGCAUACGUUGAGUGUUCUGCGCUAUGCCAAAUCAAUAUCAAGGAAGUGUUUGACAAGGCGAUUAAAGCAGUCUUAGAAAAACGUUCGGAGUCAAAAUCACCCAAAAAGCACGAGUCUCGAAAGCGAAGCGAUAAAAGUCGCUCGCGAUCCAAGACUGGCCGAAAACGAUCGGAAGUGCGUACAAUAAUGUAA
Molecule: messenger RNA, 711 nt
Organism: Echinostoma caproni
Lineage: Eukaryota; Metazoa; Platyhelminthes; Trematoda; Plagiorchiida; Echinostomatidae
Source: the annotation of a GenBank genome assembly